Messenger RNA from Plasmodium vivax (malaria parasite P. vivax), 1210 nucleotides. RefSeq lists its product as hypothetical. The transcript has a single exon. The record is from RefSeq and is a predicted model, not a curated record. The coding region runs from base 644 to 1210 and encodes 188 amino acids. NCBI's taxonomy places the organism in Eukaryota, Apicomplexa, Aconoidasida, Haemosporida, Plasmodiidae.
AAGCAGUGAGGCGGAGGAAGCUCCCUUUUCAGCCCGCGCUGCAUCCCCGCUAUUGCGCCAUUUAAAAGGAACUAUAAAUGCUUACGUUCAUAUAUGUACACGCAGGAUGAACUUUUUUUUUGCCCCCUUUUUGCAUCACUAAUUUGUUCUUCAUUUUUUGUAACCCAUCGAACUCUUUUUCCGCAAACUUUUGUGCCAUGUUGUUUAUUUCCACUUUUUGCGAGGCAAACAAGCUGCGCUCUUCCUGCGUGCAACCCAAACGGUCACUAUAAAUCCCGCUGUUCAUAUCGAACAUGCUUUCGUGUGAGGAGCACCCCCUACACACACUUCCCCAAUUAGCCAUGUCAUGCGGACCACUGCAAAUGUGACAAUCUUAUGAACCACCUUUUUACGAAUAGUGAACCUCAAACCUGACACCUCCAAGGAAUGCGCUAAGCACGCGUUUGCUUUUGCCCACCCCUCUUCGCAGAGUGUAAAUACAGGCGUAAAUGCGUGUGUAAAAAAACGCGUAAAAAACGACUAAAAAAACCGCGUACCCCCUCACCUAUAUGAUCCCCUGGGGGAGAGCUAAACGGACGCAUAACACCCUCGUAAGGAAGAUGAAAGAACGCCUCUACUGCUCCGAACUCUUUGCCCAUAGAAGAUGCUUCAAAAAAUAAGUUGCCUUCCUUUAAUUGGGAAAAUCUGUAAGAACCACCAGAAGGCCACCUUUGCGUCUGUUCCGUUAGUAAACAAAAUUGUGCGCACAAGCAACUACUUCCGUUUUAGCAAUUUAGCAAAUAAAAAAGGCGAAGCGGUGAGCAACGUGCCGCAUGAUGGCAGUUCCUUUCUGCUCUUCGGGGACUGCACCGUCUAUCAUAAAAAGGGGUUAACUUACGAAAUGGGGCAUAGAAGAAGCGUCCAUUUGGGAAACAGCACUGAGUGUAUUAUCCCAACACAUGGCAUACGGAACAGCAUCAGAGGUAGACCCUGGGGAAGUGAGAGCCCCCAUCGGAGUGAAGACUCUGGAAAGGGAACACCCCCCACCAAUUCGAUACGCAGCGGAUGUGUAGAAAAAACACUGCAUUUUAGUUGGCUCAAAACUAUUAGGAAGAAACAGUACUACAAGAUUAUCGGAAAAAUGGGAGUUAAAAAAAGAAACGCUGGAAUGUACUGGAGCUUCUACGUCAACAAGAGGAAGAAAAUUAGAAAGAAGCGCAGGACUAUUUGA